GACAGGUACAAGACACCACUACCACAGUAAUUUCCACUACAUAUGCAAGUUAAGUUGCCAGACACAUAACAAGAAAAGAGAAGUUGUAAAACAACAACUGUGUUCGAGCUCGCUCAGCUAAACUCAGCUUUGCUUUUCUGUCAGAUGUAAAAUGGACGGGCGGUCGUGUUGCUGUGCGCUCGCGAACUCCGCGUUUUAAAAUCGAUGUUAUUAUUGUUUAAUAAUUUACGUGAAUACGAAUAUUGUUUAUGCGAUAUUGUUCGACUACUUCGGUGUUCGGUUGCCGAAGUAGAUUGUGUUAGUGCGUGUGUUUUUCAUAUAUGACGUUUAGCGCUCACUUCACUUGCAGUGAUUUCGCUGAUAGCUCCUUACCGGUGGGUGCGCGUGAUAAACUACGUGUACGGUUUUAAAAAAGGCGAAUUGUCGUCAAGUGUGGGUGUUUUACAGUACCACCAUGCUGUAUACGGUGACAUAGUGAACGUUGAAUUGACCCUGACCUCUGACAAACAUGUCUGGGCGAUCGGAUUGCAGGAAAUUCGCACCAAACAUCUUCAACAAGAGCAAGUGCACUAACUGCUUUCGGCAGAAGGAGGAGCACAGUGCCGAAGCAUUGGAAUCCAAUAGGGCCAGUCGGAAGAUAUCUAAGUGCGGAUAUCUGUUCGUGGCGCCGGGCUGGGACUUCUCCAACCCGCUCUACAGAACAAAGAGAUGGCAGCGGAGGUGGUUCGUCCUAUACGACGAUGGGGAACUAACAUACUCCCUGGACGAGCACCCAGACACGGUCCCGCAAGCCAGCAUCGACAUGACGUCCGUGCUGGAGGUGAGCGAGGCGGACGGGGUCACCGGCCACGCCCACAGCCUCGCCAUCACGGCCCCGGAGCGAGUCACCUUCGUCAAAGGCACCUGCAGGGAGGAGGCGAGAUGGUGGGCUGAUGUGCUCGCAGUCUACCCGAGGAGUAAGGGUCGACACAAAAGGAAUGCCACAUUUCCUGGCGGACAAACAGCGAGCCUGUUGCAGUCAACAACAACGAGAAAGUACUCGGCUGACGCGUCAACGUUGCGCGACGUCGCGGACGGCUGCCCGGCCAGCAGGGCCCGCUACUGCGCCGGGGGCACCACCACGUGGCCAGGGCCCCGGGUACAGCCCCCGCAACCGGAAAAUCCUAGUCUGGCAGCACCCGCGCCUCUCGACACCAAAGUGUACACCGACCAGCCAGUGUCUUCGGCAUCGCCGCCCACCCGCGAUAAGAUCAACGCUGAGGAGAAGGCGCGCUCGCGCCGUCGGGACACCUGGCCCGAAGCACCACAAGGGCCCACCAACGAAGACGAAGGAGGAGUGAACGUGCGCUCGCCGCUACUGCAGCAGCAGCACCAACAGUACGAUGAGCAGCUGCGCGACAUCGCGGCGUCCCUCACCCGGCCGCGGUCCCGACGGGCGCUCCCACCGACCUUGGAACGACCUACCCGCCUGCCACCACCAGACCGUCUUCCCGUUCGCGGAACUCCAGACGGUGGAAUACCACCAGAAGAGGGUAGCUCUAGCUCUUCAAGCGAAGGCAGCGAGCCUACCGAAGUGGAAGUAGCGGAGGGGGGUGAAGGGGGCAGGGUGGAAUUGCCAGCUGAGCGAUUACUACACGCGCGGGCCGGUUGGCUGCAACGCAGGGGUGCCGGGGGCUGGUCCAGACACUGGUUUGUGCUGCGAGGCGCCGCCCUGCUCUACUUCAGGGACCCUCACGCUGAACACAGAGGACUAAUGGAUGGAGUCAUCGACCUCAGUGGCGUAGCAAGAGUAGCGGACCUACCAACCUCCGCCUCUACCAACGGUUAUGCUUUUGAAACAAAGACGUGGGACGGAAAACAUAUAGUUCUAUCUGCGGUGACAGCGGGUAUCAGAGCUAAUUGGGUUGCGGCCAUUCAAAGAACAGCCGGUCUUUCUGACUCUGGCCCUCUUACGUUGAUACUUCGAGAAGACACGGUAGACCAAACAUCGGAGUCGUCGACUUCCCCAGUCACACCAGUAACGCCUAUCACAGGGCGGUCGGCGCCAUUUUCGUCAGACGAGGAAUAUAGAACAGCGUCAGAGGGAGGAAGAAGAGAUAGCGCCGACUGGGGAGACGUUGUCGCACCACAGCCUCCACCGUCUCCAAUUCUCAACCGGACACCGAUAUCCAAAGUUAAAGAGAAAGUGCGUGCCCGAAGUUGUCACCAAAUACAAGCUAGAAUCGACAGUCCUAAAGAAGAUAAAGACGAACUUGACACCAAAGAAAAAGAACUAAACGACGUAAACGAAACCGAAAAACCCUCCGAAGCACGUAAGCGCAGUUAUGUAGCGACCAUCGACAAGCAAUCAAUUGAAAUUGAAGGCCUACGUAAACAGCUAAAAUUGGCGCUUAGCGAUGUCAACUCAGCUGAAUCCGAACUUGCCAGAUUACGAAAGCUUAAAUCGGAGGCAGCUAUGAGAGAACAGAAAAUGGAAGAUCUAGUUACUACCUUGCAAAAGAAGGAAGAAGAACUAAUAGUGAGAACAAAAGAAGCGGAGAGCUUAAACACUAUUAAGCAGCUCUAUAGUCAAGAUAAGACGAUGUGGGAGAAUAAAUUAACCGAAACGCAAAACUUUUUAAAGGAAUCUACUGAGCACUGUGAGCUGUUAACGAGACAGCUUACAUCUGCACAAGAGACGAUAAAACAGCUACAGAGAGAGCUUAACGAUUUAAAUGAGAAACUUCUCAGGAGUGUCAAAGAAAACGAAAACUUGUAUUCUAGAAUAAAAGAUCUAGAGGCAAGAGUUGCAGCAGAAUCGCCAACUAGAGAAAAAAGGAAAAGCAUAGGUUCUCUCAGCGAUCUUGCGAACAUUAAUCACGAUUUAAAUAUAGAUUCUUUAGAAAAAACCAGACUGAUAGAAGAAUAUGUAGAAUUAAGGGAUAGGUUUUCAAAAGCUAUCCAAGAAAUUAAAGCUAUGAAAAAAGAACUCCGAGAGUCGCAUAAUAUGUACGACGAACUCGAAAUUACAAAUAUGAAAUUAAAAAAUGAAAUGAAGUUGAGGGAACAGUGCAGUAGAUCCGAGAUCGAUCUAAUGGCUGCUCGAAUUUUAGACUUGACGCAAAAGCUAACCGCCUCUGAUAAACAAGUCCGGACAUUAAAACAUAAAAUACAAAAGUCAGAGUCAAGAGAAAAGAGACGCAGCUUGUCAUUAAAAGGAAGGGAAUCUUUAACUUUGGGAAAAGAAGUAGAGGAAAAGUUAACUGAACUAGAAAAUAAAAUCACUUUGCUGGAGACAGGAGAGAUUGUACCAACUAUAAAUUCCCCCUCUAAAAGUGCAUCCCCAGCCAAAGAAAAAGCUUCUAAGUCUGAUAGUCUGUCUGAUGAAAAACGUAUGAAAAGGUUAGCCGCGCGGCUAAGGAGGAAAUCCCUCGACAGCGCGACGAGCUCCGAACCGAUGAAGAUGCUCGUCCGGCUCAGCUCGCUAGAAACUAAAGUGGCCUCCGCUCUGGAGAACCGACGCGACCUUACCAACUCCUGCGAAUCUCUCAGUCAAGCGACGAGAUCCACCGAUAGUCCUAUUUUCAACGACACCCCCGACAGUUCCACAGUCGGCACACAAUCGCAGAGGCAUCUUCUCGACAGAUUGCAAAGUCUCGAGAGCGUCGUCAUCCACUCGAGAAACAAAGUGAACGAGUGUCUCUGCCAGAUGAGCGCGAUGCGCGCGGCUAAGUCUAGAAGAUCGCCGUCCCCCAGUCUCGAAAAGAAAUACAGUAUACGAUCGAUGGAGAAGUGUCUCACCGAAGUCAGCAAGAGACUCCAGGAGUGCUUCGACCGUUGCGUAAUCGGCGGCGAGAAGACCGAAUCGAGCGAGCAGGAGAUAGACGACGGAGUUGCACGAGCGGUCGCGCAGCUCGAGGAGCGCCUGCGGACGAAGCUGCUCGAGAUCUCGAGGAGGAAGGCGGCGCUGUACGAGGCCGGCGAGCUGACGCAGCGGCGAAGCCUCGAGCUGCUCGCGGAGAAGCUCGCCUACGAGGCCGUGCUCGUCGGCAAGAUCCAGGAGGCGCUCAAUGCCGCCGACGGCGGGGCGUUCUUCGCGCGGCUCGUGCGCGCCGAGAUCGCCGAGACCGACCGGUUAAUCGAUGACCUGCGGCGCCGAGUCAACGGGGAAGCCCCGCGGGCGGCCGGUGCGACCAGGAGCUCACUCGACCACCUCGCGCGGAUACUGUCGCGGCGCAUCGACCUCGCCGACGCCUCGCGGGAGGCGCGGCCGAGACGUGUACAUCUCGCAAUUCACGAGGCCGACCUCGAUGCUUUAAGAGCAGCGCAGCGGGAGGUCGGCGAGGCUGUCGACCGGUACAAGCGGGAGAGGCUCGCGGAGCUGCGCUCUACGCUCGGAGAUGGGGAGGUGGGGGCGGAGGCGGCGCGCAGAUGCGGGGAAGCUUGGGCGGCCGCGCGGGACGCGCUCGGUGCGGAGCUGGUGCGGGCCGAGCUGGCGCGGGCGCUGUCUCGGGCCGCGGUGUUGUGCGAGCGGCGACUGGACGACGCGCGGGACUCACACCUGACGCUGGUGGCGCAAGACCGCGCCGACCUCGAGCUUUGGUGGAGCGCCGCGCACGACCGCCUGCGCGCUGAAAUGGAGGACGUGGCGAGGGAGCUGGCGGGCGCGAGCGGGGGUAGCGUCGGCAGCGGGGUGCGGGCGGGGUCGCCGGCCCCGGGCGCGCUGGCGGCGCUGGCGGAGGUGGUGGCGCUGCGGGCACUGGUAGACGCGCGCGUGGCGGUGCUGGAGGGCACGCACCGCGCCGCCGGGCCCGUCAGCGAGGACGCGCUCCCCUGCGCCGGGGAUGCCGUCUCCUCGCUGGAGGCCGACCCCGCCGAGGAGGCGGAGUUCGUGUACCUGUUCCAGCGCUUCUCGAACGAGUGCCGAGCGCUCUUCUCCAGUGACUGUUCCGGCAACAGUGAAGACUCGAUGAAGAUCGGCGAGAGCCUCGAGCGGGUGGAGGCUGCGGUGGCAACGGUGGCGCGGCGGCUGGCGGGGGAGGAGGGGGUGGAGGAAGACGAACCGCGCGAGGAGGGGGAGGGGGGGCGAUCGGUGCUGGAGCGCGUGGAAGCGCUGCGUCGCCGCGUCGAGGCUCUGCAAGCGCUGGUGCCCUGCCAGCACUGCAAGCAGCUACAGGACGCGUUAGACAGGCUUCAGGCUGAGCGCGCGCGCGGCGAGUGUGCGCUGGCACAGCAGGCGGGCGCAUUAGCCGCGGCGAGACGUGCGCGGGCGCAGCUACAAGCGCAGCACGAGCGCGAGCGGGGCGCGCUACGGGAGCGCGCGCGCACGCUGCAGCGCCGCCUCGCCGCGCUCGACAGCGAGUACGCUGCGCAGCUGGACAACCUGCGCGCUGCCUACCAGAGUGCCGUGGCAGCGGACACGCACGGCGAUGGAUUGCGCGCGCGCUACCAACAAGAGAUCGAGCAACUGCGCGCGCUCUGCGAGAAGGGACUGCUUGCUAUGGAGAGCUCGCACCGCCGCAUCGUGCGAGAGAUGGAGGAAAAACAUCGCGCCGAAAGAGAUCAACUCAGGCUGGACAAAGAACAAGCGUUGGCUGAAGAGACGCGCGCCACACUAGCGGCGCUGGACGCGAUGCGAAAGGCGCACGAGAACGAGGUGCGCCGCGAGGUCGACAAGUUCAAGGCGGAGUUCCUGAGCCGCGGCGCCUCGCACGACCUGUCGCAGCUCAACUCCAGGCACCAGCAAGAGAUGGAGGAGAUCAAGCGCGAGAUCCUGUCGCUGUCGGAGAAGUACUCAGUGAAAUGCGUGGAGUCGGCCGCAUUAGAAGAAAGACUCGCGGCCGCCACGCAGCAACUAGCGCACGCGCGCAACCACAUCAUGCAACUGGACUCCAGAAAUAAGCAACUCCGCGCCCACAUAAUAUCGGAAGCGAACGAAAUGAAGAACGGCGAAGCGUCCUCACUCGGGCAACUCAUCGAGGAGACUGCUCCGCAUGGGGCGGAGGCGCCGCUGUGGGCGCACCUGAGGCAGCUGGCCGCAGCCUGGCGCCGACAUCAUAGGCACACAGGUAACGGAGCUAGACCGAUCCACUUUAAAAGUUUGUCAUUCGAAUAUAUUUGGUUGCUAAAUUACUCGCGCGAUCAAAAUCAACAGAAGUAGAUACUUGAAAAGUUUGUCUUGUCAUUCGGACGUAUUUGGCUAUUAAAUUACACGCGAUUGAAAUUAUAAUCUGUUUUAGGCAUUAGUUUACAUCUGCUGUGGACACAGCGAGGAUUCUUGGGCGCCUGCUAUCUAUAACUACGUAGUAUUGGCAAAUGUAGCAGUAUUGGCAAAUGUAUCUUAAGAAGUCAAAGACUUUUUAAGAAACUUUCUGUGUAAAAAUGUUUUUCUCGUUAAUGUCGAAUGUUAAUUUUUUUAUGAAACAAUUUUUGAGUACACCAACAAAUGUAACCUACCCUACAUUUUUUAGGAAUAGGGCUGAACUAAAUAUUAUUUAUAAUGAUACUUUUUACAUUUUAUUUGAUAUCAAAAUAACACUAUCAUUUCACAGCUACGUAUAUUUUCAAAAUUAAAUGAGAAUUUGUGAGCAGGUACUACGCAUUUUUUACAGUUAACAGCUUACAUUUAGUUUUAAGUUUUACAUUAUUUCAUUACAUCCUUAAUCUAAAUAAUAAUUUAAAAUAAAGAGGUUUGCUUUGCACUCACUGGGUUUUAUACGAGUUUGGUGUGGUUUAAAUUAUUGCACGGUCGUGGUAUUUUAAGUUUGAACUGUAUUAUAAUAAAUAUAUCUUAUAUUGUACUUAUAGACAACUAAAUUCUAAUUUACCAAAUUAAUCAAUAAAUUAAAAAUAGUUUUGUGUGAGUUACCGUACAGAAAUCUUUGAUUAGUAACUGGAUAGAUAACACACAGCUUUCUGACACGAUAUCAGUUGGGCAAGUGUUGAUCAAUAGUACCCUUAGUAAAAACCCUUAAACCAAUAUCGAUUUCGAAUAGUUGAAUUCGAUGUCAAUAUGUGUCAAAUGUCAAGAAGUAAUUAAAAUUUUAACAGCGCAGCGCAGCGUAAAAGAAUGUAAUAAGUUCUCGUUACGUCCGCUUAAAAAGUUUAAUUUAUUUAUUGAAAAAAACAAAAAAUAAAUUAAACGUUACGUUACGUAAAAUCUUCUUUCCGUUACGUAAAAUCGUCCAUACAAAACUUUUUGACAUCUGACGUAUGUCGAGAUCGAAUUCAACUAUUCGAAUUCGAUAUUGGGUCGCGCUAAGGGUACAGUUUUAUUUUAGGUAAUAUUAAUAACAGAUUUAUUUUAAAAUAGUUUUAUGUGAAUCACCGCACAUAAGUCUUUGUUUAGUAACUGGAUAACACAGCUUUCUCACACGAUGUCCUUUGGAAAAAUUAUGAUCGGGGAGGUAACAGUGGUGUAUUGUGCAGGGGAAAUCGUCGCGAGCGAGUCCCCUGCUGGAGGCGGUGCGGCCGGCGCGGCCCGCCAAGAUUCAGUUCGCGAAGACAGAGAGCACCAGGAACAUGCAGCUCUCACCCGUCCAGAACUAAAAGCGUCGCAGCGCUGCUCGGCGAGCGGUCGCGCGACAAUGUCGCCGCUCGUGGGGAUGGUCGCUGAGCGGAAAAAGCGCUUCGAGCUGUGACCUGCGGGCAGCGUACAGCUAUACUACUUCACCAUGCAGCGCUACAAACGCUGCAUAGCGCUUAAACGCGUAGCCAAAGUGCACGAGUUGUGUUCACUCACGCAUCCUGGCCACUUAGCUUAACGUCCCGCCCCAAAUGUUUAUUCUAUACAUUUAAUCAAAUGUUUAUUAUAUUAGAUCGUAUUAACAUGACAUUAUUGUAACCACCUGUAUGAAGUAUAUUUACAUGACAGGGAAUGUUUGUGGUUUUACCACGUUCCGUUAUCUAGUGGUAAGCUGUGUGAGGCAAGGGCCGAGAAUGCCUUUGAUAUGUGCGGUUUUGUAUCAUUAUUAUAUGACUUAUUGUAACCCCAAAUAUGAUAUUUUAUCUAUGUAAAUGUAUUCAGGUAGUAAGGAUGUGUCACAAAAUGUAUACUAACUAUGUAUGAGCCCGUAAGAUGCGGCUGCUCGAAGGACCAACUAGAGGUCAUUUGCAAUUAUGUUUUAUUUGUAUUCUACUUAAGCGUCCAGUAAUGAGUUUCGUCUUAAAUUAUUGUUAUCGAAGUACUGACUCCGUAAUUAUAAUGUUUAGUGUUAAGUUACUUUCUUAAGACCAAAAAGCAUGUUUCCCUAUAAGAAGUGGCCAGAUUGUUUUCCCACCCACCAC
This is a messenger RNA of Chilo suppressalis (striped riceborer), 8265 nucleotides long. The record is from the annotation of a GenBank genome assembly. Lineage: Eukaryota; Metazoa; Arthropoda; Insecta; Lepidoptera; Crambidae.